UCCGUCAGCCGGAAGUCCCGCCUGCCGAGUAGUCGUCGCUGCCGUCGUCGCCGCCUCCGUUGUUGUUGUGGUCGCUUCGCCGAAGUCUGCGGCUCCAAGAGCCGGCUCUGUCGUUUCCCGCCGCCAUGAAGUGGAUGUUUAAGGAGGACCACUCGCUGGAACACAGAUGCGUGGAAUCCGCGAAGAUCAGAGCGAAGUAUCCCGACCGGGUUCCGGUGAUCGUGGAAAAAGUCUCUGGCUCCCAGAUUGUUGACAUCGACAAGAGGAAGUACUUGGUGCCAUCCGACAUCACGGUGGCUCAGUUCAUGUGGAUCAUAAGGAAAAGGAUCCAGCUUCCCUCCGAGAAGGCCAUCUUCCUGUUUGUGGACAAGACAGUCCCGCAGUCCAGCCUAACUAUGGGACAGCUUUACGAGAAGGAAAAAGAUGAAGAUGGAUUCUUGUAUGUGGCCUACAGCGGAGAGAACACUUUUGGCUUCUGAGGCCCUUGCUGGGCUAGGUGCACCCUUCCUGCUUGUGUAUCUUGUAAAUAACUGGCUGUUCUCAGUUACUCCGCCAGAGCCUCCACACAGACCUACUAGUGCAUUUGUAACUGGAUUUAUUUCUUAAUAUAUUGGAAGGUUUUGUUUCCUUAGAUUAGUAAAUUAUCAUACAGAGUUUUAUUUUCAGUUUUCUUUCUGUGCACUGUCCUCAUGGCUAUAUGCUCCAGGGAACCUGUCCUCUGGGAAUCAUAUUUAAUGAAGACAUAAUGAAGGGCGGUAGGUGUGGUAUUACAGUGGAAAGGAGGGCUGAUGCAUUGUUCUGGAUUAUGUCCGAAGUGUUAGAUGGCUAAGUACUAAAAGCACCCAAAUUAAAUCUUAGCAAUCAGAACACUUGCUUUACUAGAUUUUGCCAACUGCAAAUCAUGUUGGACUGAGCUAAUCUGUUCUUCUUUCUGAGACUAUUAAGGUAAAUACUUAACAAUAAAGCCUCCUUAUAAAGGCA
Messenger RNA from Arvicanthis niloticus (Nile rat), 981 nucleotides. It is a transcript of the gene Gabarapl2, whose product is annotated as GABA type A receptor associated protein like 2. The record is from RefSeq and is a predicted model, not a curated record. NCBI's taxonomy places the organism in Eukaryota, Metazoa, Chordata, Mammalia, Rodentia, Muridae.